AGCAGAAUCUUUAGUCAAUAUACAAAAGGCCACACGAAUGGGUUGAGCUUACUGAAGAUUACUGUUUGUGGCCCAGGAAAUGCCUCUCUCGCCACCCAUCCAGUUUUAUAUUCUCCUGUAAAAUAGGCAUGUCAUGAGAAGUUCCCUGAGGAACUUUGAAGACAAGUGUAUGAGAGCUCUGGAGCCCCAUCCCCCUGCCCUGAGCAUAGUCGCCAAAAGGACUUUCCACUUAGUUUACUCUGCUUGCUUUUGAGCCUGCGGCAAAAAAUUCUACCUUCUGAGCGACUGUGGGUGGAGGGAGGGCCUGAGAUGACAUCAAAUCACAGUUCUUCCUCCUCCCCUCAGGAAGUAAAGUCCACUAGCAGGAGGGCCUAAAUCGUCUGAGCCCUCCUUGGCUCUUACAAUGCUCGCUUGUUUUCACAGUGCAGUAAAAUGAAAUGCCUUAGAAAAAGAGUAACAUUCCAGAAAAUGGUGUAAUUUAUUUUUCUUCCUUAAUUGCCCGAUCUGUGGAGGAUUUCUUUGCUGAACACCACAUCAAAGGGAUCUUCUGCAUUUAAAAUAGAAGAGGCAUCAUGCUGAAGAGGGAGGGGAAGGCCCGACCUUACACUGAAACCCCGGAUGGAGGAUGGGGAUGGAUGAUUGUGGUUCAUUUUUUCCUGGUCCCCUGGUUGCUAUUAUUUGUGACAUACUUGGAGAGAAAACUACCUCCAUUCUUGGGGCUUUCCUUGUUACUGGUGGAUAUCUGAUCAGCAGCUGGGCCACAAGUAUUCCUUUUCUUUGUGUGACUAUGGGACUUCUACCUGGUUUGGGUUCUGCUUUCUUAUACCAAGUAGCUGCUGUGGUAACUACCAAAUACUUCAAAAAACGAUUGGCUCUUUCUACAGCUAUUGCCCGUUCUGGGAUGGGACUGACUUUUCUGUUGGCACCCUUUACAAAAUUCCUUAUAGAUCUGUAUGACUGGACAGGUGCCCUUAUAUUAUUUGGAGCUAUUGCACUGAAUUUGGUGCCUUCUAGUAUGCUCUUAAGACCCAUCCAUAUCAAAACUGAGAAUUCUGGUAUUAAAGAUAAAGGCAGCAGUUUGUCUGCACGUGGUCCAGAGGCAUGUGCAACAGAAACACACUGUGAUGAGACAGAAGAGUCUACCAUCAAGGACAGUACUACGCAGAAGGCUGGACUACCUAGCAAAAAUUUAAUAGUCUCACAAAAUCAAAGUGAAGAGUUCUACAAUGGGCCUAACAGGAACAGACUGUUACUAAAAAGUAAUGAAGAAAGUGAUAAGGUUAUCUCGUGGAGCUGCAAACAACUCUUUGAUAUUUCUCUCUUUAGAAAUCCUUUCUUCUACAUAUUUACUUGGUCUUUUCUCCUCAGUCAGUUAGCAUACUUCAUCCCUACCUUUCACCUGGUAGCCAGAGCCAAAACACUGGGGAUUGACAUCAUGGAUGCCUCUUACCUCGUUUCCGUAGCAGGUAUCCUUGAGACGGUCAGUCAGAUUAUUUCUGGAUGGGUUGCUGAUCAAAACUGGAUUAAGAAGUAUCAUUACCACAAGUCUUACCUCAUCCUCUGCGGCAUCACUAACCUGCUUGCUCCUUUAGCCACCACAUUUCCACUACUUAUGACCUACACCAUCUGCUUUGCCAUCUUUGCUGGUGGUUACCUGGCAUUGAUACUGCCUGUACUGGUUGAUCUGUGUAGGAAUUCUACAGUAAACAGGUUUUUGGGACUUGCCAGCUUCUUUGCUGGGAUGGCUGUCCUUUCUGGACCACCUAUAGCAGGCUGGUUAUAUGAUUAUACCCAGACAUACAAUGGCUCUUUCUACUUCUCUGGCAUAUGCUAUCUCCUCUCUUCAGUUUCCUUUUUUUUUGUACCAUUGGCCGAAAGACGGAAAAACAGUCUGACCUGAAAGAAAGAAGACUGCAAUCAAGUGAGAGCUUAACGAAAGAAAACCUAAACUAGUAUGUCACUGGAAACAAAAGCUUGAAAGAAACGCAUCUAUAUUUGUAACAUGAGAAGGUAAACAAGAAUUUUUUUUUUUUUUUGAGACGGCGUCUCACUCUGUCACCCAAGCUGGAGUGCAGUGGCGGAAUCUCGGCUCACUGCAACCUCCCCCUCGCAGAUUCAAGCGAUUCUGCCUCAGCCUCCCAAGUAGCUGGGACUACAGGCACAUACCAUCACACCCAGCUAAUUUUUUGUAUUUUUAGUAGAGACAGGGUUUCACCAUGUUAGCCAGGAUGGUCUCCAUCUCCUGACCUCCUGAUCCGCCCGCCUUGACCUCCGAAGUGCUGGGAUUACAGGAAUGAGUCACGGGGCGCUGCCAACCAGAUAAGUUUUUAAGGUUCCUUCUUGCUUUAGCAUUCUGAGAAAUGUCUAAUUGGUAGCAAGACAAGAGUAAUAGCAGCCUGUAUUGUUAGUAUUUAAUCAAAUAGUCUGAAAUUUUAAUCAGGUAUCUUAUAUAUUAAAUAGAAAUCGGAAUGUACCAUAAUAAAUCCAAACUCUCAAUUACGCCAUGGUAAUUCAGUCACUAAAAUAUGUAAAGAUAGAACAUUUUUUCUUAAUUUACAGAAGUGCGAAAAAUAACCUUUGAUUGAUCAGAACCCUAGAAUCUGAAUAUUAAAACCUCACUUAGUGACUGGAAUGGUAUAUACUCCCUCCAAAAGUUUAUCUUUGUUUAUUGAUUAAAGGUAAUCCUUACUUUCUUUGUAUUACUUAGGUUCUUAAAUUUCUAUGAUAAGUAUGUAUUGCUAAAUAAUAAACAGUAUAUAAAAAUUGCUUUAAAAA
Molecule: messenger RNA, 2775 nt
Organism: Macaca mulatta (Rhesus monkey)
Lineage: Eukaryota; Metazoa; Chordata; Mammalia; Primates; Cercopithecidae
Gene: SLC16A4
Product: solute carrier family 16 member 4
Biological process (GO): monocarboxylic acid transport; transmembrane transport
Molecular function (GO): monocarboxylic acid transmembrane transporter activity
Source: RefSeq, a predicted model, not a curated record